Messenger RNA from Danio rerio (zebrafish), 3550 nucleotides. NCBI's taxonomy places the organism in Eukaryota, Metazoa, Chordata, Actinopteri, Cypriniformes, Danionidae. The record is from RefSeq and is a predicted model, not a curated record.
AGAGAGAGAGAGAGAGAGAGAGAGAACGAGGUGCACAGGGUGAAUUCGUCUCGGAAGAAAAGAGGAAGAAACACUGGGCCCUUUUCUCCCUAGAUUCACCUGUGGAAGGGAAUGAGCAAGCAGACGAAAAAGAAGAUAAGGAACAACCUUGUCAUUGAACGUGCCUUAAGUUCUGCCCUUAUUCUCCACCUCAAUCAGAAGCAGCUUUCUCUCUCUUUCUCUCUCUCUCUUGACUUUAAUCUCUGUUAAACACCAUUCUGACAAAACUUGUGGGAGUGCAGUCUGACUGGAGAGGAACGGGCGUAAGAAAUCAUCACAAGUAUCUGCUCUGCAGGAGGAAGACGUAUCUUUUAAAGCCCCCUCCACUUCUUCCUCUGCGGUCUCUUCAUUAUGACCUUGCUGGCGUCUGAGAGGUCACUGCUCAUCCGCAAUAAGUUCCGCUCAGUUCUGCAGUUGAGGAUCCAGAACCGAAGACAGCAGAAUGAACUUAAUGCAGAGGCUGGUACAAAGGCCUCAGUUCCUGAUAAAACUGGGGACAAAGAAGUCAGCAAUGGUUUGCAAGAUGGAUCCACUCAGAAGUCGCCCCCUAGUGGCCUGACUGCUCAAACUGCACCAGACAGGAGUUACAGUGGAGCUCACAGGCAGAAGAAGGCUCGUCUGGCUGAAGAUCUGACUGAGAAAAUCCAGAGUCGGCCUAGACCACUUGAACUCCUGCAGAGGCAUAUUCUGCCUCCAGAGAACACUGCUUUAUUGCCAUCAGAUGUCUUUGAAGAUGACAACUCCUCUUCUGCCUCUGCAUCUCCCGAGCAACUCGGGAUGCACCAAUCUCCCGGCUUCUCCUCAUCAUCACCUGGGCAAGGAGGUGACCAAUCACUGAGUGAUGUGUCACCUGUUGCUACGCCUAUCAGUCCAAACAAUGUACAGCAGUGUAGAUUGGCGUUGCUCCCGGCAACCGAGUGCAUCAGCCAACCAAUGACCAUGACAGUAACGGGGUCAAACUCCAUAACAACUGGGAGACCCAAAGGGAUGUACAUGCCCUCCCAGACACCACCACUGCUGCCAAAGACCGCACAGCCUCCAGCUCCACCUUCUCAUUCCAUUCUGGGUGGGUCCUUAAAUUCAUCCCGCCCUUCACGACCACGGAAACCUCGCGAUUCAAAGCCUAAAAUGAGGAAACUGAAAUACCAUCAGUACAUUCCUCCAGAUCAAAGGACUGGGACUGGAAGCGGAGCUGCAAAUGCUUCACAAAAAAAUAACAACAGUCAGGUUCCGGCCACUGAUUCCUCAUACUCGCACCUCUUGCAACAACAGCAGGUGUUCUUACAACUACAAAUUCUCAACCAGCAACAACAACUCCCUGUGACAAACAGUGAGAACAAUUUGAAGACUUCUGGAUCUACACCUCAGAGUUCUCCUCAGUCUGCAACACCAUCAACAAACCCUUCUACUCCUGAUACAAGUCCCAUCCACCAAGCAGAGUUACUGCCUUCAAACCUUGAUGACUUGACGGUGUCAGUUCUUCGUCAGCAGUUGCGUAAACGUGGACUCCCAGUUUCUGGCACCAAGCCGGCACUUUUGGAGAGACUCCGUCCCUUCCAAAUGCCUCGUCCCCCAUUAACCCCUGCUCCACUUUGCCAAUUAGGGUCCACACUAGAACCGUCCCACCCUGCCAGCCUAAACCUAAGCCCCACCAGCAUAGACACCUCCUCCAAUUCCACUUACACAGGUUUAGCCGAGCCAAGCUUAGCUAGUGAUGGUUUCCUAACUUCUCCCUCUUCUGCUGGCUCUAGCCCUACUUUGCAUACAUCGUCCCCUCAAAUGCCCUCUGGUGCAACAUGGAGACCAGGCCAGGCAGUAGAUGAACUCAGUGUUGAGCUGGAAAUGAGAGAGAGGAUUAGGAGCAGACCCAGAGAUGGAGCAAAGGACACUCAGCUGUGUGGAAGUUCCCUUCAUCCGUUCCUGCAACAGGAGCCAGGGUGUAACAGAGGGAAAGCAGAAACAGGUGGACAGGAACUGCUCUUUACAUACUGCAGUGGUGAUGGAAAAGUAAACUGCUGUCAGCUUUGUGAUGCAAUUGGGCAGGACUUUGAUUUGCCAAUGCAAAUCACUGCCAGUCCAGCACAAGCAUCACCCACUGUCCGCAGUUUGGAAGAGGAACUACAGGAGGCCAUUCAAAGAGUGCAGAUGGACCCUUCUCAAUCCAUAGAUGACAUUUUGGAUGUGAAUAUUGGUGGUUCAGAUAACUCUUCGCUCGUCACAGACAUCCAAUCAGCCGCUCUCGUCGUCUCAGGCUUCUCCUCUGCCCUACAGCCUGACCAAUCACAGUCCACCAAGCGGCAAAAAGAUGACAACUUCCUGUCGUCUCCUUUAUGCUCUUCGCUUCUUUUAGAGCUUCCUCCCUCACCUAACAACACUUCAGCCCUCUGUCCGACCCCAGCUCCGCUUCCCCCUCCCCCCAUCUGCACCACUCCACCAUCAACCUCCCUGUCCAGGAAAAGAAGGUCAGAGGUCCCCGCUUUUGACCCCGCUGAUUGGCUGGAGACCUUGACCUCUGGUCUGCAUCCACUAACGCCCCCUGCCGCCCCGUUUCUUGAGAGCGACUUUGGCCUCGACUCGGACCUAAACGUCAACAGGGUCCUGGAUCUGAUGGUGGAGCAAUGGUGAAGAAGGGGGCGUAGUGUGUCUGUAUGUGCUUGUGGCUAAUUGGAUGCAUGAUUGGAAAUGAAGCACCUUUCAAAUCCUGUACACCCCCCUCGUUCGUUCCUCCGGUUCUGCAUCCAUCUCUGUCAACUGAUGUGACCAAACAGAUCUGACUGGUGUAGCCUCUGCUCCACGCAAUGUCGAGAGUAGGAGGGAAGUGAAAAGAAGAGGUAUGCUUUGGUAAUUCGUUCAGAAAGAUCCACAAAGAGCAUGUGCACAUAAGUCACGCUUUCACAAUGACUUUUUAUAAAAGCUUAAAAAAUGAAAAAGAAUAUAUUAUACCAAAAAAAUGUCACGGGUUUCCCUAUUGAUUUGCCUCUUGCUUCAGUGCCAGACAAACUGUCGGCAUGUGGCAACUGCGCGGAGCGGCGGGAGCUUCAAACAAUCUGUGUGUGUGUAUUUGCAGGGAAGUGUAUGCGCUCCCUGUGUGUGUGAGCACGCUUCUCUUGGCUGCUUUAUCUGCGCGCGAGCGUGUGUGUUUGUGUUGGCACGCACACACUUGCCAGCAUGUUCUGUAUCUACAAUUUCAAUGCACCCUAAAUGAGGUGCCUAAAGCAUCCAAACGCACUUGUUUCUGUUUAUACUGGUGUACAUUUUUCCAUUUAGUAUCAAGUUAUGUUCUGCUUUGCCUGGAUUAGCGCAUUCUAGCCCAAACGCAGUGGCCUAACAACAGAUCCUCUGAAGAUUGUGCCAAUACAGUGCAAAAAUAUGCUGGUUUGAAGCCAGUGUGCACCUUCAGUUGGAUUAAAACGAAGAUGUGUCUUCAAAAAAAGCCCAAUGUAAUUAUGUUGGAUUAUCUAAAGGCUUUAGAGCAGAUUGAUGCAGUCUGCUACACACACACACACACACA